This is a messenger RNA of Episyrphus balteatus (marmalade hoverfly), 3201 nucleotides long. RefSeq lists its product as uncharacterized. Bases 406 to 3132 code for a protein of 908 amino acids. Lineage: Eukaryota; Metazoa; Arthropoda; Insecta; Diptera; Syrphidae. The transcript is spliced from 9 exons. The record is from RefSeq and is a predicted model, not a curated record.
CGCUGAGUGUAUUAUAGUGAGUCUGUUAGUAGCGUAGGUAUAUUUAUCAAAACUUAAGUUGUGGUACAGAGGCAGGCAGACAGACAGACAAUAUUAUGGGUUUUAAUAAAAACACCGCUUUCAGUUUCAUUUCAACCGUCGACGUUUGGCCAUGCGGUAAUCGCUUCGUUACGAAUCGCGCACGCGUACCGAGAUUAUAAAUUUCCUAUACAAAUUUUUCUGUUUAAGAUUAUUUUUUAAAUCUUUUUUGUAUACACCAAGAUUAAAAAAUUACGCACAAUGUCAACGUAGAACCUGCCAGUCAUCAUAACAGCAUUUAAAAAAUAGAAAAUCCCUUUUUUAAAUUAUAUCAAUUAAAUCCAAAUCCAUAUUAAAAAAAAAAACCACACACACAUAAAACACAACAUGAUUCUCAAAAAUUAUAGUUGUCUUACUAUUAAAUUAACCAUCCUCAUCCUCCUGAUAAAUUAUGCAGGAAGCAUUCCAGAUUAUGGUUCAUCAGAAAAUGAACAACUUUACACAGCUGAUGCACCCGAUGACCAUGAAAUCUACGACCCCGCCCAACUUCAACAAGAAGUCGAGGACGAAGAGGAUAUAAUACAUAAACAAACAAAUUUGGACACAGGCGGCCACACAGCCUACUACGACUCACAAGAAGACACAACCGAUAUGAUGUUGGGCGAUGGCAGAGAUGAUGCCACUAUCAAAAUAUCCCGCACCACAAUGGUGCCGGAAUAUGUGCGAAGGCAACAAAAAUCAUAUGAACAACAUUCCUCCACAGAAGACUAUGACAGCACGCCUGUCAGUUCAAGUACUAGUGCCGAAGAUCAGACAGCACCAGACUCAAACUACAUGGAUAUGAUGGGUCCAAUCGAAUUAACCCAAAGAAACGAAUCCGUACCGCUUGCCAUGAAAUCGAAUGUCCUCUAUUCGGAUGAAAACGACUUGCAUGACAUCCAAAACCAACAAUUGGAAAAUUCCAAUAGCAGUGUGGAGGAGGAAUAUUAUGAAGAUGCACCCGAAAGCAUCGAAGAAUUAUAUCCGUCCAGCCUGCUCGGCACCACAACAAUAAAUGUUCCACCUCCUCCACCGCCUCUCAUAACAACAACAUCAGCGCCGCCAUUGCCUCCAAUGCCAUCAUCAUCACUAACAACAACACAAUCGACAACGCCGCCGGUUGGCACCGAUGCUACCACCACGACAACGAAUCGAGCCAAACAGGGCAAACAGAUUCACAUGGCACGCAGAAAGCUUCUGCCGCACGAACAAUUACGCAACUACAUAGAAGACGCUUACAUCAGAAUGCCAUUGGCGGUGAUUGUCGAUCCGUCGCCAGAGUCCCUCGAGAAGACGAAGGCACUUUGGCGAGAGGCGCUAAGAUCAAAUUUUGCCAUAAAGAUUGUCUUGGUCGCAUUGAAUGCUUCAGGAACCCCAACAGCAUAUAGUUUCAAUAAUACACGUCAAUUCCUAGCCGGGUUGAAUAGCAUCAAAGAAAGCUCUGGUGGUAAUGCAUUUAUUGGAGUUGUCCAUGCAUCUGAACUUGUGCCAUACGAUAGUGCUGUAUUCAUUUCAACAGCAUCAAUUCCAGCUCAUACAGAAUUAGUUCAAGACGCAGCGAUAACACUUCUUAAAAAAAGAAUAAGGUUGUAUUUGGUGUGGUAUGGAGAAAGAUUGGAAACCGAAAAUGAGACACAAGAAGCUGUUGGAGGGAUUUUAGGAGAAGUGGCUGUGAGAUCGGGUGGUGAGAUACUUCAUGUUGUUGGAAAUGAAACAUACCAAGAACUAGAAGGAAUGACGCUAACAAUGAUUGCUGAUACUUAUUUGGGAUCACAAGAAAUCGAUAUACCAGUGGACACGACUUUAUCUAGUUUACAUGUUAAAAUCGAUUCAUUAAUGAGAACAGCAACAUUGGAAACUCCAAACGGUGAUAUAAAUUUGAAGAAAUUGGUAAAAUUCAAAUCACGUUUAUUGUCAUUAAACGAAAAUCAACUUGAUGCUUUUGUACCAUUGACUAAAGUUAAGAAGUCUACCACAUUUAAAUUGAAAUUAAUUCCGGAGUUAUUGGAUAAGGAAUAUAAUGUUUUUGUUAGAGCCGAUCGGAAAGCUGAUAUAUUUCUUGAUGACAUGAUCCGACGAUUAAAUUAUGUCUACAUAAAUGGUUUACCUUAUACUCGUGGUGAACGUGAGAAUAUUAUAGCAACUCACGAUAGUUUAAGAUUCCCUGAAGAAACUACCGAUCCUGAUUCUGAGAUAUUUCCAGUCUUUUCAAUAACUAAUGACAAGAACAAGACUAAUAUUAUACAAGAGAAACAAACCACUUUGUCAAAUGGAGUCUUGAAGCAAGGUAUAACUAAGAUUGAGAUGGGAAUUCAAUCGCAGAUUCUUGUCGCACCUGGAAUGUUGGCUAGUUUGUAUUUUGAAGUAACAAAUCUACGAACUGAACCGAUAUUUCAUAACAUACAAGUCACAGAUGAACAACGAUUUCUACGAACACUAACUCCACAGAGUAUAUUUUUGGAAUCUGGACAAACUACAACCGUUACAGUGACAGUACUGAUACCGAAUACAACACCUCAGGGCACAAGAGAUACAAUCAAAUUCAUGUGUCUGGGAUCGGGGCGACAAGUUUUUCAAUCAGUUGAACUCAAAGUUAUAACCAACAUCGAUGCGGAGGAUACAACUCCUCCAAGUGUAUCAUGGCAAUUUGGAAGUCGAUGUGACAGUAUUCGAACAGAAUCGGCUGGUUGUUCUGAUAAAUAUUGGUCUUUAGACAUUGUUGCUCAAGAUUGGGAAACUGGCUUGCUCCGUCUACAAUCCCUACCGUCAGGUUUAAUAAAUCGAAAUUCCUUCACAGUUGGCACGAAUCAAGCAUUACGGACAACAUAUUCGGCCAGUUGCUGUCAACCCAAAGUAACACUUAUCGCCUACGAUAUUGCAGGAAAUCAAAAGACUCAUAAUAUUGAUGUGAGAGAUAUGGUUCUAUCGGAAGCAUCUAUCGCGGCGAUAGUUUUGGGAGCUUUGUUAUUAAUUUUGUUGAUAAUUUUAAUUGUUAUAUUAAUUAUGUGGUGUUUGAAGAGAAGAAGAGCAUCGCAUGAUUUGCAUUCAUAUAGAUCACAUUCACAAAUUCGAUGAACAACGAAGAAAGAAUAUAUGUAUCAGACAAAUUUUUGAAUUAAGUAUUAUAGAAUAUAAGGGUGGUGG